AUGCAAAGUAAAGAAGUGAUAGAAAAGUGUGAUCUUGCUAUUGCCAAGUGGUUUAUUGAUGCAUCUAUUCCUUUCAAUGCUGCAAAUUCACCGUAUUUUCAACCUGCAGUUGAUGCUCUUUGUUGUAUGGGUGCUGGAUAUAAAGUUCCUACCAUGCAUGCUCUUCGUGGUAAUUUGUUAAAUAAGUGGGUUGAUGACGUGAAGAUACAGAUAGAGCAAUAUCGUUCUAUUUGGAAGGAUACAGGUUUUACUCUUAUGGCAGAUGGGUGGGCUGAUCGUUGUAGGAGAACUCUUAUCAACUUUUUAGUUUAUUGCCCCAAAGGAACUGUGUUCAUAAAGUCUGUUGAUGCCUCAGGUGCUUCUAAAACUGCAGAAACACUGUUUAAGCUUUUCAAGGAAGUGGUGUUGUAUGUUGGACCGGAAAAUGUUGUUCAAAUUGUUACAGAUAAUGCUGCAAAUUAUGUUGCUGCUGGAAAGUUGUUGGAAAAGGAGUUUCCUAAGUUGUUUUGGUCUCCUUGCGCAGCACACUGUAUUAAUUUGAUGUUGCAAGACAUGGGGAAAUUGGAUGAAGUAAGUGAGGCAGUGUCACAUGCUUCAAAAAUUACCAAAUACAUAUAUAAUCAUUGUUUUGCAUUGUAUUUGAUGAGACAAAAUACAGGUGGAAGAGAAAUACUCCGUCCGGCUCCAACCCGCUUUGCUACUAAUUUCAUUGCAUUGCAAAGUAUUUUGUCUCAUAAAGAUGCACUAAGAGCCAUGGUAACAUCCAAAGAGUGGACAACCACAACUUAUUCCAAAGAUGUCAAGGCAAAGCAAUUUGUGGAACAAGUCUUAGACUCAAGCUUUUGGUCUAAAUGUGCUGACAUAGUGAAAAUUACAGAACCUCUUAUAUGUGUGUUGCGUAUUGUUGAUAGUGAAGAUAAGCCGGCUAUGGGAUAUCUCUAUCGAGCUAUGUAUAAAGCAAGAGAGGAGAUUGAGAAGAGGUUUAGAAGAAAUAAGUUGAAAGUAGAGCCUUAUUUGAAGAUCUUGGAUAACCGUUGGGAUGCACAACUUCGGAAAAAUCUCCAUGCUGCUGGUUAUUGGUUAAAUCCAUCUUGUAGAUUUGGUUCGGAAUAUGAAAAAAACAAGUCCACCACCCAAGGCCUUUUGGAUUUCAUUGAAAAGUAUGCUUAUGAUAGUAAGGACUUGCGAUCUAAAUUAACUGCUGAGAUGACUUCAUUCAAAAAUUGUGAAGGUAGUUUUGGAAGGACAACAACGGUAGAAAACCGAGAUGAAGUUUUGCCAGAUCAAUGGUGGGACACUUAUGGAACCGAACCGCCGAAUUUGCAAAAGUUGGCUAUUCGAAUUUUGAGUCAAACUUGUAGUGCAUCUGGUUGUGAAAGAAAUUGGAGUGUGUUUGAACACAUUCAUUCAAAAAAGAGAAAUAGGUUGGAGCAUCAAAAGCUUAACGAUCUUGUUUAUGUUCGUUACAAUUUACGGCUACAAAAUAGAACCAAGAAGAAACAAAAUUAUGAUCCUAUUAAUUUUGAAACACUCGGUGAUCAUUCUAAUCGGGUGUUGGAGGAUUCACCACCAUUCUUGACCGUUGAGGAGGUGGAAGAACUACGCAAAGAUCUUGCUAGUAUGACAAUCCGACCUAUUUCAAAUGAUAUUGAUGAAUUAAAUUUGGAUGAGGUUGAUGGUGAGGGAGAUGUGUGA
This is a messenger RNA of Vicia villosa (hairy vetch), 1695 nucleotides long. RefSeq lists its product as uncharacterized. Lineage: Eukaryota; Viridiplantae; Streptophyta; Magnoliopsida; Fabales; Fabaceae. Gene Ontology annotation, molecular function: protein dimerization activity. The coding region runs from base 1 to 1695 and encodes 564 amino acids. The transcript is spliced from 4 exons. The record is from RefSeq and is a predicted model, not a curated record.